AUACGAUCUAUAUCAUCAGUAGCUGCAAAUAUUUCCUCAAACUGUGUUUGAUACUGUGCAAUAAAGUGAAAGAAUAUUAGCAAAAUGAAAGUUAUUUGUAUUCUUUGCAUCUGUGUUUUAGGAUUUAUUGUCGUCUUAGCACAAUCUGAAUUAAAGCAACAAUUAAAAAAUGCAGUAACAUCUAAUAUCCGGGACGAGAUUCUGACUUGUUUGACGGAAAAUAAUCUAACAGUUGAUAAUUUUUAUAAUGAGAUACAAAUAAUGAUUGGCGUGCAUGCAAGAUCCGAAAAUGAAGAAAAGACAAGAAAUCAUGGUUGUGCCAUCGCAUGUGUAUUAAAAAAAAGUGAUGUGAUGGAAAAUUCAAAUAUUGAUGAAAGGAAACUCCAUGUAAAAAUAAAUCAACUAAUAUCUGACUCUUCUCCUCACCAAGUAAGAAUACACAAAAUUGCACGCGAUUGCAUAAAAGAAGUAAAAAAUAUUACGGAAGAAUGUGAAAAAUGCUUUUCGCUAUUUACUUGUGUUAUAAAAACUGCACAUAAAUUGGAGAAACAUGAAGAACAUGUAAGAACAGCAACAGAAGGAAAUGAAGAAGCAGAGCAUGAAGAACAUGAAAAAGCAGAAACAGAGGAAAAUACAGAAACAGUAUAAACUGUCUGAAUAUAAUUAAUGAAACAUUAUCUAUAUUACUUUAUCAAUGUAAACUUGUAACAAAUCAAUUUAAAUAAAAAAAUAUGUUUUCUUCUUAUGUUA
Nylanderia fulva is the source of this 750-nucleotide messenger RNA. RefSeq lists its product as uncharacterized. NCBI's taxonomy places the organism in Eukaryota, Metazoa, Arthropoda, Insecta, Hymenoptera, Formicidae. Gene Ontology annotation, biological process: social behavior. Gene Ontology annotation, molecular function: odorant binding. The record is from RefSeq and is a predicted model, not a curated record.